This is a messenger RNA of Ceutorhynchus assimilis (cabbage seed weevil), 3531 nucleotides long. Lineage: Eukaryota; Metazoa; Arthropoda; Insecta; Coleoptera; Curculionidae. The record is from the annotation of a GenBank genome assembly.
AUGGCUCCGAGUUACUUUUUCACUUAUAAAGAAGUGUGUUCACGCCCUCUGGCAAUUUGUCAUUUAUAUAAUGGUCCGCAGGGCAGGGUCAAGAAUCAACCUCAUUCAACGAACCUAAUACUCUUUGGCCUACCUCCUAGUUCUCCUACAAUCAUCAACGAAUGGGGCAAAGAAGUUGGUCAACUGGCUGGACCAUAUGAGGAAGGUGGUGAUUUGAAACUUAACUGUAUCGUUAAAGGAGGAAAACCCAAACCUAUGAUAAAAUGGUGGCACGAAGGAAAAUUAAUUGAUUCCGCGGAAACUCACAGCAGCACUGAAAACGUGCUGACUAACCAACUGACUAUAAGAGACUUGCAAAGAUUUCACCAACAUGCCACGUUCACUUGCCAAGCUUCAAAUAACAAUAUCAGUCAGCCUUUGUCCGCAACAACAUCGAUCAAUAUUUACUGUUUUUCCCCGGCAGUACGAUUAAAAGUGCUAAAGUGUUCAAGCGAACGGUUCAGUCGAGAGUGUCCAACUGACAAGAUGAACGGUCGAGGCUACAGUUUUUUCGAUGUGAUCAGCAGAAGGAAAGAAAAGGUUAGAGAAGACGACGAGAAUCUGGAGGUGGGGACAGAGAACGAGAGUUUGGAAAAGAUGAGAGAGGACGAUGACGUGGAAGAGGGGACAGAAGGCGAAGAGAAUCUGGACAUGGGGACAAAGCACGAGAAUUUGGAGGAUAUUACAGAGGACGAAUACGUGGAAGAGGGCAAUAAUGGCUCCGGAAGGCUAUCUGGUACCAGUGAUUUCAAGGAGAAAGAUGAUUAUUUAACUUUAUCACAAGUGAGAAAUGCUGACGAUGGAAACUUGACUACCUCAACUCUAACCUUUAUUCCCACUUUACAAGACAACGGCCGAACUCUUACAUGCCGAGCUAUAAAUCCAAAGGUUAAAAAAGGAAUAGAAGAAACGAGCUUACAGCUUAAUGUCUACUACGUUCCUAUUUUGCAAUUGUCUCUGGGCCCGAGCCUAAAUCCAGACGAUAUAGAGGAGGGCGAUGACGUCUACUUUGAAUGCAAAGUCCAAGCAAAUCCGUCGGCUUACAAAGUUGUGUGGAGACACGAUAAUCAAGUGAUGCAGGCAAAUCAAAAGGCCGGCGUUAUAAUUAGUGCGACAGACCUGGCUCUUCAGGGAGUUUCGAGAAGCCAAGCGGGAAAUUACUCGUGUGUCGCGUCGAACGUUGAGGGUGACGGAGACAGCAACAUUGUCCAGCUAAAAAUAAUGUACAAGCCGAUUUGCAGAAGAAGUCAAAAAAUUAUAUACGGGGUUGCCCGACAUGAAGAUGCAAAAAUUUUGUGUGAAGUUGAAUCAUACCCACCUCCGGAUAGUUUUAGUUGGUCGUUUAAUAACUCGGCAGAAACUAUGGAAGUACCGCAGACCAGAUACAAUUCCGCAGAGUAUCGUUUUUCUUCGACGUUGACGUAUACUCCUGUAACAGAACUAGAUUAUGGAACAGUGAUGUGCUGGGCUAACAACCUAGCAGGCAGACAGCAAGAGCCAUGCAUAUUUCAUAUCAUCGGCGCAGGCAAACCUGACCCUUUGCACAACUGUUCCAUUGUCAACAGGACUAACGACUCUCUGGAAGUAGAAUGCACCGAGGGAUUCGACGGCGGACAACCCCAAUACUUUCUUCUAGAGAUUUUAAAUGGAGAAAGGCAUGGGCCAUUUGACUGCUCUUUGGUUGAUAUGAGAAUUAUUAACGAAAACAGAAGCGGCUUUUAUAGUGAAUAUACUUUACAAUGUCAAAUGUGUCUAGUUACAAAAAUUAUUACCAGUGAAGAAAAAUCACAUUCUAACCUGGACGUUAACUCCUCUAUGGUUUUGGGUACCUUAUCUGCUGGGCUUGGCUACUCGCAGAUUAAUGAAAUAGCUGCCUCCCUGAAUAUGCCACCGAUGACUUCAAACACUUUCAAUAAUCAUCACGAAAAAGUGGCAGAAAUAAUAAUCAGAGAAUCUGCUUGGAAAAGUAUGGAAGAAGCAGCAGCUGAAGAAGCCAAAAUAGCCAUAGCGGAGGGUGACGUAGAUGCCAAUGCUUCUUCUGGUGUGGAGCUAAAAAAAGAUCCGGAGGAAAUAAGAGACAUUGAAAAAUCCACUAUAGGUCAGGCCUCCAACCCAAAAUGGUUACAAGAAAGGUACUUAGAAUCACAGCCUCAAAUUUUGGCAAAAUUUGAUCGCAACGAAAGUAAGGCACGAGCAAUUUUGGAAUUUGAAAAAAAAAACAAUUUACAAGUUGUACCUUGUGGGCUGUUUAUAGGGAAAAAGGAAUAUUAUUCAGCUGCAAGCCCGGAUGGUUUUGUUAUAGAAAAUAAUUUCCUAAUAGAGGUUAAAUGUCCCUUCACCAUGGCCAAAAUGGAUCCAACAGAAGGAAUUCAAACAGGAAAAAUUACUUUUGCCACUAUAGAAGAUGGUGCAUUGAAAUUGAAAAGAAACCAUAACUACUACUAUCAAGUACCAGGCCAGUUAGCUAUAGCUAACAAACAGUCAUGUUACUUUAUUAUCUGGAGUCCUUUCGGCAUUUUAGUUGAACAGGUUUACGACGGGAAAACUGGCGGAAUCCAGGCAAACGUUACAGCUAAAUUCCCGUUAUUUAUCGUGAGUGGUCUGGAUUCGGGAAGAGAACUGAAAAUGGUAAUCUACGCCGCAAACAGCAAAGGCCGAAGCGAUCCAGUACUGCUCGAAGGAUUUACACUAAAAGUGGCCGAGAAGCAGACAGUGCAUUUGUUGAGCACCCGCGAUCAAAUGGAAAUCGCUCCGGUGCUCGGGAUCCUGGUGGGCAUUGUGACUGCUUUAUUGCUUAUCACUGUCAUAAUUUUGGGAAUCCUCAAAAUCCGACAGUUAAGAAGAGAUGGCGGCGGAGGCUCAAGAGCUUUGAGGCCUCGUUUUCUGGCAGUCAAGGAUAAAGUUACGUUGCCUCUGCGAUCCGAAUCUGAGGAUUUGUUCGAGAAGGACGAGAAAAAUCCGGACGUUGUACCGUCAAAUAAAGAUUCGGACUAUCAGUUGGGUUCUGCAGCACAAACCCCAGGUCUCAACAAUUCUGUGAUCUCGGUUUCUGGAAAUCCAUCAAACGAUUUUGGCAGAUCAACUUCGCCAAUUAUUUCACCAACCCAAUUGCAAAAUAUGACUCCGCUGGCUGAGGCCUAUUUGGCACGAAGUAAAAAUUUCGCAUCACCAAACACCUCCAACAACGAAAUAGUAUACGCAGAGCUACAGCUGGCAAGGCCCAAUUCUCUGGAUCCGAUCAUCAAAAAUGGCGGACAACAAUUUCUACAGACUCAACAGUACGCCACGUUACGAAAAGGUGACGAGUCCACAAUCUACACCCAAAUUGAUCACGGUAGAAGGCCACCACCGCCUAUUCCAAAUAGUCGAACUUCGCCAAUUAUUUCACCGGUAACGGCCAUAUUUCCCACCUCAAAACAGGGAUUAUAUCAUAGAGAAGUGGUCACGGUGCGGACUCCCUUGAUGGGGUGUCAACAAGAAAGCUGCGUUUAA